AUGAUCAAAUACAGUGUCGGGCUGAGUCUGAGUGCGAGAGAAGGUAGGAUACCGACCUGCACGGUCGACGCGUACGUCGUGCCUCGAAUCACGACCUACGCACCCAUGUCCUUGGACACGCUCGGCUACGAAGCGCUCCGGGACCUACCUCUCGCCGACCCCGACCUCACGACCGAUCAAACUAUCGAAGUUUUGAUCGGUGCAGACUUAUACGCACAAAUUAUGCGACCGGGAUUCCGUCGCGUAACCGCGGAGGGUCCGAUAGCCCAAGAGACUGCGUUCGGCUGGGUGAUUUCCGGACCGAUAAGUGCAGUGGGAAAAACCCAGAAUCCAGUACGGACGCUACACUGCACCGUACUCGAAGCGCUGGAUCACGCGAUUCGAAAAUUCUGGGAAACGGAGGAAAUUCCCGCGACCUCUGUGCGUACAAAGUCAGAGGAAGAAUGCGAAGCAUUCUUUAAGAAAACCGUCGUCCGAGACAAAACUGGGAGGUUUCAAGUGCGACUCCCAUUUAAUUGCCCGAAACCGGAGGAAACGAUCGGAAAGUCGUUCCACAUAGCGUUUUCGGCUCUCGCAAGGUUGCGAAAGAAAUUAGACACGAACCCGACUCUCGGUAAAGAAUACUCGGAGUUUUUAAACGAGUAUGAGUCGCAAGGUCACAUGACUCGUAUCGAGCCUAUUGACCGUUCUAGACUCUAUAUACCACACAGAGCGGUCGUCCGUACGGACAGUACGACCACCAAGUUACGGGUCGUGUUCAACGCAACCUGUAGGACGGCGGGAGGUCGCUCCCUAAACGACAUCCUACACGUCGGUCCAAAAUUGCAAAACGAUAUCACCUCGGUAUUAACGAGGUGGCGUUUGUAUAAAUACGUGCUGGUGGCCGACAUUGAGAAAAUGUUUCGACAAAUUCUCGUAGCACCACAGGAUCGUCGAUUCCAAUGCAUCGUUUGGAGUGCACCCGAAACCGAACAGCUAAAAGCGUUCGAGUUAAAUACCGUUACAUACGGAACAGCGUGCGCUCCGUACUUAUCGAUGCGUACCCUUCUCGAAUUAAAAGAGCAGGAUGGAGGAAAAUUCCCCUUGGCUGCUCCGAUUCUCGAGAAGGACAUUUACGUCGAUGACGUAUUUUUGGGAGCACCAGACAAGCCCUUGCUGGAGAAAAUCCGCACGCAAGUGUGCGAGCUCCUGCAAGGAGGUGGGUUUAAGUUGAGAAAAUGGGCAGGAAACUCGCAGCAACUAUUGCGAAAUAUCCCCCACAGCGCUCACUCCCACGCCGUAGACCUCACCUUGUUCGAGGAUUCCGAACUGAAAGUGCUCGGUCUACGUUGGAUACCGUCUGGGGAUUAUUUUUAUUUCAAUCUCCAACAAUUUCAACCAUCGGCGUUACCGAUGACUAAGAGAAAUCUGUUUUCGGAGAUUGCCAAGCUGUUCGAUCCGCUCGGCUGGUUAUCACCAGUAGUAAUACGCGCGAAAAUUUUGAUGCAGUCCCAGUGGCUGGAGAAAAUCCAGUGGGACGACCAAAUCUCCGCGGACACGCAACGAACGUGGAAUACGUUUUGCGUGGAUUGGAACAGCUUGAAAAAAUUAAAAAUUCCCAGAUGGAUACGGUACGGAGCCGAUACCGUAUCCGUGGAGUUGCAUGGAUUCUGCGACGCCUCCCUCGCCGCCUACUCCGCCGUCACGUAUUUACGCGUGACGACGAUAAACAAUGACGUCUUUACGACAUUGGUAAUGGCAAAAACGCGGGUGGCGCCGAUCAAAACGCAAUCCAUACCCGUACUGGAAUUAAACGGGGCAGUACUCCUCUCCGAGCGUGUGAUGCACGUAAAGCGGUCCAUCUCCAUGAAAUUGGACCGCAUAAUCUGCUGGACAGAUUCUACGAUUGCACUAGCUUGGCUGAAAAAACAUGCGUCGACAUGGAAGGUGGUAAUCGCCAACCGUGUAUCAAAAAUCCAGACGAUGCUUCCGAACGCCGAAUGGCGUCAUGUUCCCACGCGCUCAAAUCCCGCAGAUUUAAAUUCGCGAGGAGUGGAAGCCGCGGAACUUCUUCAAUCGGAACUAUGGAUUUCCGGCCCGCCGUGGCUUCGGCGGGCGGAAGAAUAUUGGCCGAAAAUACCCGCUUCGAUCGAAACGGAAGAAGGAAAACGCGUCUCGCAUACGCUCGUAGCAACUCCGAAAAAAGAAUGGGACUUUGUAUUUCGAUUUUCCCAAUGGAGAAAGCUACUACGCGUAACCGCCUACUGCCUCCGGUUUCGAAGGGCGCGGGACGGAGAGCGUCGGUCCUUCGACGCCAACGUUGUCGACGCAUCUGAAAUACAGCGUGCAACGGAAAGAAUUGCACGUUACUUGCAAAGCACGCAUUUUGCAGAUGAAUACCAGUGCCUGAAAGGGCACCGUGAAAUCCCUGCAACGUCUCCAUUGAAAGGCCUAAACCCCUUCCUCGACGACAAGGAAGUCCUCAGAGUGGGUGGAAGGUUGGAGAAUGCGGCACUUGCAUGGGAAACCAAACACCCGAUAAUUCUGCCAAAACAUCAUGUUUCGAACAUGAUAAUAAGGCAAUGUCAUGCGGAUACGCUGCACGGGGGUUUGCAAUUGACCAUGUACACG
Colletes gigas is the source of this 2610-nucleotide messenger RNA. RefSeq lists its product as uncharacterized. The record is from RefSeq and is a predicted model, not a curated record. Lineage: Eukaryota; Metazoa; Arthropoda; Insecta; Hymenoptera; Colletidae. The annotation marks the transcript as partial. The transcript has a single exon.